Messenger RNA from Opisthocomus hoazin, 603 nucleotides. The record is from RefSeq and is a predicted model, not a curated record. Lineage: Eukaryota; Metazoa; Chordata; Aves; Opisthocomiformes; Opisthocomidae.
AUGUACCCGAUGCUCGUGCUGCUGGGCCUCGCUGCCCUCCUGGGUGCCUCCCAGGGCAGCACGGAUUGCUAUGGCAGUGUAAGCGGAAUUGAAACCACGGGGGCUUCCUGCAAAACUGCAAAGCCAGAGGGUUUAUCCUACUGCGGAGUUAAGGCAUCAGAAACGAUUGCUGAACGGGACCUAGAAGCCAUGGCUCAAUAUAAAACUCUGAUUGAGGAAGUUGGCAAAAAGCUGUGCGUCGAACCAGCCAUCAUCGCUGGCAUCAUCUCCCGGGAAUCUCAUGCCGGCACAAUACUGAAGGACGGCUGGGGCGACAACGGAAAUGGCUUUGGUUUAAUGCAGGUUGACAAAAACUCCCAUACACCUGUGGGAGCGUGGAACAGCGAAGCUCACAUUACCCAGGGCACAGACAUACUUGUCUCGAUGAUAAAGACAAUCCAGGCAAAGUUCCCAAGCUGGACAAAGGACCAGCAGCUGAAAGAUGCUGGGGAAGAGGAUGGAGGGGAUGGCGUCCGCAGCGUGGGUGCGUUGUCUGUUUACCAGGUCGAGAAUUCCAGACUCGGGACCUGCUUCGGUAGCUGCGAAAAAAGGUCACCCACCUAG